This is a messenger RNA of Pangasianodon hypophthalmus (striped catfish), 2187 nucleotides long. RefSeq names its product protein kinase, membrane associated tyrosine/threonine 1 (gene pkmyt1). The transcript has 8 exons. Gene Ontology annotation, biological process: protein phosphorylation. The record is from RefSeq and is a predicted model, not a curated record. The coding region runs from base 303 to 1958 and encodes 551 amino acids. Gene Ontology annotation, molecular function: ATP binding; protein kinase activity. NCBI's taxonomy places the organism in Eukaryota, Metazoa, Chordata, Actinopteri, Siluriformes, Pangasiidae.
ACUGCUUGCGUCAUCGCAUGUUUUGGCGCGUGGGAGAGAAUUUUGAAACUUGUUUGCGGUGCGAGCGCAGAAAAAAAGCGGAGAGUAGCAAGUUAGCACUUCAGCUUUAUUUUACAGCUAAACAGCGUUCACAUGUCGUUAAUAACUUACUAAAAGCGCAUUAUGAAUGGAUAAUAACGACACGUGCUUGUCAGAAUGAGAGGUUUGUCAGAAGAAUGAUGUUGUUGACAAACAGCUGAAGUCCGCGGCGCUAGCUAGCUAACGGUAACUGCUUACAGCGUUUUCUCCCGGUGUCGCGAUCCAUGGCUGUGGGUGAGGAAACCAAACCCGUGGGGACUCCACUCCCUCUCCCUGUCCACUUCUCCCAUGCCGAGCAGUCCUUCUCCCUGAAGAAGCGCCGUCUCCCGUUCUCCUCGUCCUCUCGCUCCUCCUCGUCCGUCUCUCCCUCUCGACCCCUCUCUCACCUGCUCCCUCCUCGGCCUCCGUCCAAAGGCUGUCCCCCCCUGAGCCGAGUCUUUCCCCAGCGCCGGUCCCGCUGGGCGCCGCUGUCUCGGGCUCUCAUCGAAAGCCCACCACCCGUUUCCGUCUACGACCCGGGCAAGCCGCAGUCCUUCUUCAGCCAGUGCUUCAUCAACCUCGGCCUCAUCGGGCACGGCUCGUUCGGAGAGGUUUACAAGGUCCGUAGCGUCAUAGAUGGGCGUGAGUACGCGGUGAAGCGCUCAGCCCAGCGUUUCCGCGGUGAUAAUGAGCGAGCACGCUGCGUCCGGGAGGCUCUGAAUCACGAGCGUCUCCAUCCUCAUCCUCACGUGCUGGGCUUCUUCGCCGCUUGGGAGGAGGCAGAGCGGCUCUACAUCCAGACCGAGCUGUGCUGCACGAGUCUGCUGCUGCACGCCGAGACCCAGCCCACGACGGCAGGUGAGCAGUGUGCGUGGGAUUACCUGUGUGACCUGCUGCUAGCUCUGAGUCACCUGCACUCGCAAGGGUUUGCCCACCUUGACCUUAAACCAGCCAACGUGUUUCUGACUCGCUCUGGCCGACUCAAGUUAGGGGACUUCGGCUUGCUGCUGGAGCUGGAGCGAGGGACGGAGAAGGAGCGAGUGAUGGCGCGAGAGAAGAAGGAGAAGGACGAUGCACAGGAAGGAGAUCCACGCUACAUGGCUCCUGAGCUGCUCAGGGGCGAAUACGGAGCCGCAGCAGACGUCUUCAGCCUGGGCGUGUCCAUCCUGGAGCUGGCAUGUAGUAUUGAGGUUCCUAAAGGAGGAGAGGGGUGGCAGCAACUCAGAAAGGGCUACUUACCUUCAGAAUUUACUAACGCCCUGUCACCGGAGCUGCAGCGUGUCCUCAGGCUGAUGUUAGCUCCAGAGCCCAGAGACAGAGCAACAGUGGAGCAGCUCCUGUCUCUGCCUUCCGUCCGCAAACACAGAUGGAGACGCCAACUCUCCCUCCGUCUCCGAGAGAGCUGGAUGUCUCUACUCACCUUCGGCCAGUCUGUCUUCUCUGCACUCUUCAGCCUGCUCUUGUCCCUAAAUCUUCCCUUGAUUCCUCGCUGUGACCCCCCUGCACCCCGUACGCCCCCUCGGGAUCCCUGGGAAGUAGACGGUGACCUCAGCGCCCUGCAGCACAGCAGCGCUCUCUCUGACUCAGCCAGUGAUGAUCCGCUGUUUGUGCCAGGAACGCUGAGGCUCGAACACUCACCUUGUUCAUUCACGGACAGACUCCAGGACAGAUUCUCAGUAGGAAGCACCUCCACGCCGCUCUUGACCUGCAGUCCUACACACACUCCCUCACACAACUCUUUACACACCUCCUUACACACUCCCUCACACACCUCCUUAAACACACCCUCGCCCAGGCUCAGUCCGAUCUGCCUGAGUUCCGUGAAACACUCUGAACGCAGCUUCGAGCCCAAAAACCUGCUCGCACUCUUCGACGAAGCUUCUCUAGAGAGCGAACCGUAACAAGACAAUGCGUUGUAUUUAGUUACUGUAAACAUUCAGAAAAAUGUUGUAAAGACUUCACACAUUUUCAGCUUUCUGGCAUUUUAGACUUCAUUUGCUGUUUUUUUUUCUUUUUAAAGACUUUAAAAGAUUAAGAUGUAUUCUGUAUUGUAUUAUAUGUCAGAAUGGUGAAUUGCAUCUAAUGUUGCUGGGUUUUUUUAAACUCUAAAUGUGGACUUUUGUGAUGAUU